Cylicocyclus nassatus is the source of this 1854-nucleotide messenger RNA. NCBI's taxonomy places the organism in Eukaryota, Metazoa, Nematoda, Chromadorea, Rhabditida, Strongylidae. The record is from the annotation of a GenBank genome assembly.
GAACGUCAGUGCCGAAGUGAUGGAGCGCAAGCAUCCACCACUCCGCCGGGUAUCCCGGGGUGUACCCGCAAAAGUCUCUUUCGAAGCGGAAUUAUCACAGGAACCGGGAACUGACAGUGGCACUAGAAAGGCGGAGCUGAACGAGGAAGACAGUUGUUACAGCUCGUGCUCUGAGGAGUCACAUCCCUCGCUUUCACGAGAAAGUUCGGAAACUGUCGGCUCAGACUUAGGGCUUGGCAGAUUGAAGUUAGAUGAGGAUACAGUAAAGCCCGACGCUCCUUUCACGGCACCACCGCAUCUGGUAGAGUUUGCUCGGAACCUCGGCUAUUCUCAAGAGCGACUAAUCGCUGUUUUGAAAAAAAUUGGAUGUGAUGCUGGACAGGACCGAAUCUUAGCAGAACUCGUCCAAAUGGGUCGCGGUUGUACUGAGCAGCCAGAAAGUGUGCACUUUGUUCCAGCACCUUCUUCAACACUGAGACCAAUCGUCAUUGAUGGUUCCAAUAUAGCUAUGACGCAUGGAAGAAAAGAAGUGUUCUCAUGUGCGGGAAUACGAGAUUGUGUGCGUUUCUUCACAGACAGGGGUCACGAAGACGUAUUAGUGUUUAUUCCGCAGUUCAGGCGCGAAACAGCAAGGGCAGAUUGCCCGAUUACGGAUCAGCAUUUGCUCGCUGAACUAGAUGCUGAGCGAAGAAUAGUGUGGACGCCAUCAAGAAGAAUAAAUGGACGUCGAAUCGUAUGUCAUGAUGAUCUCUACAUACUGAAAACUGCAGAAGAAAAAGAUGCAGUAGUGGUGUCAAAUGAUGGCUAUAGGGAUCUACUGCGAGAGCACCCACAGUAUCGACGUAUCGUCGAGCAGCGUUUGUUAAUGUACAGCUUCGUCGAUGGCAAGUUUAUGCCUCCUGAAGAUCCACUGGGCCGAUAUGGUCCUCGUCUGCAGCAUUUCCUUUCAAUGUCAUCUGCCCCCUCUACGGCCAUGCUCUGCCCAUAUGCGAGGAAGUGCACCUAUGGAAGUAAAUGCAAGUACUUUCAUCCAGAACGUCCUAAUGGGGUCCACAUGAGCGUAACGGAACGUCUGAUGCGGGAGAAGAAUCAGAAAAAGAUGCUGGGAAUGCGUAGCUCUAUGCAGCUGGAUUCUUCGACGGUGGACCAUAAAAGUGUAGGAAGGACGCGUUCGCUCAACUUCGACCCUCGGGUAACCGCUCCACCCGAUAACAACCAAGCAACGCCAAGGGACGUUUGCUACAUUACGCCAAGCGCAUGGCACAAUUCCGUAAGCCGCAUCGCAUCUGCCCCGCUCUCCUACACCAAACACGAAGCAGAAAGUGGAUCACUUUACGCACCAUCGACGGCCGUCUGGGGUCAUAGCGAGCUGAGCGUCGGACCCCUAACGACUCCAGACACCCCUCCUGAUCGCACCGAGCUACAGUAUCACCUUAGCAAGAUCUUCCCAGAAUCGCUAGUCACCUCGGUUCUGCUAGCAAAUCCUUAUGAGACCAACUCACAGGUGCUCUGCCAGCGAAUAUUGGAUCUUCAAAAGGAACAGCUGAUUUACUAACUUUCAAUUUUGCUUUGUAGAAUUGCAUAGAUAUGACAGUGAGCGAAUAGUGUUUUCUUCGUGACUUUCUUUUUCUUGGUCUAUUCAACCCGAUUUGUGUUUCUAACUGCUGUGAUAAGCCUAGAUUCAGUCCUUGCCCGACUUGAUGUUAGUUUCCAGUGCGAAGGUACUCUUCAUAUCCUUCUUGAUGUGCAAUGUGUUUUCCUUGUUUUCGGUAACGCAAAACUAGUCCUGUAGAAUCAUACUGAUUCGCCUUCAAAAUAAUAAAUGAUACGUACUCGUUUUGUUUUUGUGCUUGG